AUGAUUGUACACUCAGGAGCGGCCCUUCACGGCCAUGAAUUCUCAACACCUGAUGAACAGCCUCAGCCAAGCCGCUUCUCCUUUCUGUCUGCUCUACGACCACUCUUUGACACCGAACCGACAACUCCCACAGAGCUCACAGAGCCUACUUCACCCACUUUACCUACCUCACCAGUUCCCGACUCCAACGACACUCUCCCACCUCGCUCGGCUUCCGUCGCCGAGACUCGCAAUCCCCGUUCCUCUCUUGCAAGUCGACGUCGCACUACGUCUGAUAUCGCCACUGUCCGGUUCCGUGAGCCUCAUUCCGAUAUUGUCGGCCAGUCCGACGUCCCUAGUGAGGAUGAAGAUUCCGUCUCUGGUUCUGAAGCAAGCGAGCGGACAGACUCUUCAAUUCGGCUCAAGAGGAGAAAGCGUGGGCCGCGCAAGUCAUCGCGAUAUGCACUGGCAUUCCCAGCUCCAGGCUUGCGCACCAAGCAGCGGGCCUUUUUCCAGAUCCGGCCGCGAGUGUUGCUGCAACUUCAGAAGCUCGGAGAGAAGCGCGCGAUCCCGGCGUUUGACGUUGUUCCAUCAAGUCUCAUUGCGGGAAGUCUGAUCAUCCCGGCAUUGGUCAAGGCGUUCCCUCGCAUGUUCCAUGCCAAGCCUCAUCUUGGUCAGAACGAUCUUCUCUUGGUUCGGAGGGACGACUUUGCGCAUAAACACGACGGUCAUGGCCAUGACAACGCAUAUGAUAGCAGUACCAGUCUAGAUCAUAAGGAUGUCCUAGCCGUCAUCUGCACAUCCGACGACGAUGACUACGCCAAGAUUGUGCUCCAAGAUGGAACAAGCUGGGUUACUAGUGCCAGGGCCAAUGGGUCAUAUGAGUUUAACCACAUCAAUGACCAUGGAGAGGCCGUCAAAGCUCGAUGGAUCAAGAGACCCUUGUUCUCGCCAAGGGCAAGCUGGGGAUCUGCUCAUACUGCCAACACAACUCCCUCAUCACCGACUACUCCCACCACUCCCGACGGCAAGUGGACAUUUAGCAUCAUCGAGCCGUCAACACGCAGACAUCCGGUACAAGGAAUCCUGGAUUCUACAUGCUUGGAAAUUUACGAUACAUAUACCACCAUGUCCACAUCCAGCGGCAUCUACUCUCCCAUUACACCGGAUAUGAGUGGCAUCUCAGAAGACGCAGCCAACACGACAGAGGAGAGACCGUCGAUGGAGGUUUCCGAAUAUAACAAGACCCUCAUGAUGGCCACAGCGACUUGGAUCAGUCUCCGACAGAGGGGCUGGCCUGCAUCGGCGACUCCCAAGAUUCCCCGAGCCGUAUCCCAGCGCGUCAGCUCAGGGCGAGAGGCGAAUCCCCGAAUUUCAUUGGCUGAUGCGUCACCCGAGGAGUUGGCUGCUGCUCGCAACAUGACCUCUGGCAAGCUUCGACGAGCAAUGUCUUCGGGAAGCGAGUUUAUGAGGAAAAGACGCGAGGCGGCGGCAGUAUCAGCGACGUCCAGCAUUACGGAGAGGGAGUCGGACGAAAAGCAUGCGGAUGAUCUCAAGAUUAGGGAGCAAACGGGGACAUGCCGAACGCGUGUGCGGCGGCUAGCACAAAGAGUAUUUCACCACUCGAGCAAUCAACGAGUUUCAUAA
Molecule: messenger RNA, 1626 nt
Organism: Trichoderma harzianum CBS 226.95
Lineage: Eukaryota; Fungi; Ascomycota; Sordariomycetes; Hypocreales; Hypocreaceae
Exons: 2
Coding region: 1-1626 (541 amino acids)
Source: RefSeq, a predicted model, not a curated record